GUUUUAGGGACCUUGACGGUCAUCACCAUCACCACCACCACUACCAAUGUCGAGGAUCAUACUUUACUUAUUUUCGUGUGGACACAUAUAAGUCCACGACGGCUCUUACGACGAUUGUAUUUACCACCGUCAGAUCAUAAUCACAUACGACUUCACUGCACGAUUCUUGUCCCUAAUCCGGAUCUCCAUGGAUCCUGUCGUCUACCCUAUCCUACAUCGUCCCAUACAUCCUGAAUUGCGAACCUCGACCGCUUGCUCUAAAUCUAAUCGUUGCGACGUCUCACCAUGGCGGGCGUCAGUCGCUUCAAGUUCUUGGCCAUAGCCAUGGUAUUUCACCUGGUAUAUCUCUACUCAAUCUUUGAUAUCUACUUUGUCAGUCCAAUUGUUAGUGGCAUGCAGCUGUUCCAGCUGGAGAGGCCAGCCGGAGAAAAAGCCCCAGCCGAUAGGCUUGUGCUCUUUGUUGGUGACGGAUUGCGCGCUGACAAAACCUUCCAAUCGUUUCCCGAGCCAUAUCCAGAAACCGACCAGGAUCUAACCCCGCGACCACUCGCGCCCUUCCUGCGGUCCCGCGUCUUGGAACAUGGCACAUUCGGCGUGUCCCAUACAAGAGUGCCCACCGAAUCCCGUCCCGGUCACGUUGCCCUGAUUGCUGGUCUAUACGAAGAUGUUUCAGCUGUCGCGACGGGUUGGAAACUCAAUCCUGUCAACUUUGACAGUGUCUUCAAUCGAAGCAGGCAUACAUGGAGCUGGGGUAGCCCAGAUAUUCUUCCUAUGUUUGAGCAAGGCGCCACACCGGGUAGGAUAGAUGCGGACUUUUACGAUGCCGAGUUUGAGGACUUUUCGCAAGAUGCGCUCCACCUUGAUCUCUGGGUUUUUGACCAUGUGAAAGAACUUUUUGCCGCUGCAGAGAAGAACAGCACUCUGAACAAGGCCCUUCGAGAAGAUAAAAUAGUGUUUUUCCUCCAUCUCUUGGGGCUGGAUACAGCUGGCCAUUCCUAUCGGCCCUAUUCAAAAGAGUACUUGAAUAACAUCAAGGUCGUAGACGAAGGAGUAAAGGAAAUAACGAACCUGAUCAAUAAGUUUUAUGCCGACGACAGAACAGCUUUCGUUUUCACGGCGGAUCACGGAAUGAGCGAUUGGGGAAGCCAUGGAGACGGUCAUCCAGAUAAUACCAGAACACCCCUCAUAGUUUGGGGCUCUGGCGUCGCCAAACCCAAGAUAUACAAGGAGGGCAUAGCGCCUGGGCAUGAUGAAUACUCUGCGGACUGGAAUCUCGAUCAGAUUCAAAGACAUGAUACGCAGCAAGCUGACGUCGCCGCGCUUAUGGCUUAUUUGGUUGGCCUUGAAUUCCCGGCGAAUUCUGUGGGCGAACUACCGUUAUCAUAUCUAUCAGCAGAUACCAAGGGAAAAGCCAAAGCAUCGUUUGUAAAUGCUCAAGAAAUCCUAGAGAUGUAUCGUGUGAAGGAGGCAAACAAAGAAUCCAAACAACUAAGAUAUCAGCCCUACGAACCCUUGAGCGCAGAGCACGGAAAGACUCCUAGCGCUCGGUUUUCGUCGAUUAGUGAUUUGAUCGAAUCAGGACGUUACGAGGAAGCCAUCGAGGAGAGUGCCGCGUUGAUGAAGCUCGGCCUAGAGGGAAUGCGCUAUCUACAGACAUACGACUGGCUUUUCCUUAGAGCUCUUGUCACAAUAGGGUAUCUAGGCUGGAUGGCCUUCGCACUAACUACCGUCAUCGACUUACACGUCUUACAAGGUACGGCAGAGCCGUCGCGAACAGUCAGCGGGACUAUCUUUUUUUCAUCUAUCCUUGUCUCACUGUACGCUUCCAUAUACAUCUCUGAGUCGCCCUUGACAUAUUAUGCGUAUGCGUUUUUCCCGGUUUUAUUCUGGGAGGAAGUGUACGCACGCCGGGAAAGUCUGGUGAGAGGAAGGCAAGUUUUACUUGGUCACAUCAAAACGGGGACCAAAGUCUUGUCAUUCAUCUUGAACUUUACCAUCUACGUAGGGAUUAUUGAGUCACUGGCGCUUGGUUACAUUCACCGUGAGGUCUUCACAGUCCUCUUCAUCAUAGCUUCGUUCUUCCCUGUGUUUCUGGGUAUCUCCUUCAUCCAGAGACAUCUCAGUCUCAGUGCUACGUGGUUCACCUCGUGCCUCUUAAUGAGUACAUUCACAUUACUCCCCGCCAACAAGGUUGAAGAUGUGCAGUUGAUCAUGCUCGGAGGCUCCCUAAUGGUAGCCGUCGGUAUUAUCUACCUCAUAUUCGAAGAUAAGCUACUUGCGGACUUCUCUGGUUCUACCAAACCUCAAUCCCAAAAUAAAGAUAAUGGUCUUUCAAGGGCUCUCAUCGGAGUACAAACCGGUCUUGUUAUCCUUGCCAUGAUUGUAACCCGGUCCAGCGCUUUAUCAUUACAAGCAAAGCAAGGCUUACCUCGAGGCAAUCAAAUAGUCGGCUGGCUCGUGCUAGUCAUAUCAUUCCUGAUGCCUCUAGCCCAUCGCCUCCAGCCUAACCCCCAUUAUCUCCACAGGCUCCUCGUGAUCUUCUUGACAUGUGCACCAACCUUCGUCCUACUCACGAUAUCAUACGAAGGGCUCUUUUACUUUGCCUUCUCCCUUACCCUGGUAACCUGGGUUCGACUAGAACACCACGGCUACGUAUUCCUCCAAUCCUCCAAAGCAGUCGAAAAGACUCCCAAAUCAACUGCCGAGGCAGUCGUCGAGAAAGUCACAUCUCAGUUCCGCCCACUAUCCCUCUCAGACGCGCGCGUGGCCCUCUUCUUCUUCGUGCUCCUCCAAGCCGCAUUCUUCAGCACAGGCAACGUCGCUUCAGUAUCAUCUUUCUCUCUCGAAAGCGUAUGCCGAUUAUUCCCUAUCUUCGACCCCUUUUCCCAAGGCGCGCUCCUCACCCUCAAGCUCAUGAUCCCUUUUGUCCUUAUCUCAGCGAACCUAGGGGUCCUCAACAAGCGCAUCGGCGUCGCGCCCUCGGCGCUGUUCAUGCUCGCCAUGGCGCUCAGCGAUAUCCUCACGCUGUACUUCUUCUGGGUUGUCAAGGACGAGGGCUCGUGGUUGGAGAUCGGAUCUACGAUUACGCAUUUCGUCAUUGCUAGCAUGCUUUGUGUGUUUGUUGCUGCGCUGGAGGGCGUUAGUGCUGCUUUUAUUGCGGGUGUCGAGCUUGAGGGUGGGGUUAGGAGGGAGGGAUUAGGAAAAGAAGGAGAAGAAGGAGAAGAAGGGAAGGAAGGGAAGGAAGGGGGUAAGAAGAAGGAGCUGAAGGCCAGGUUUGAUGAGCAUGGGAAUAGUAUCGAUGAACAUGGUAAGAAGGGGAUAGAACUUUCCUUUGCUUAUCAGUUUGAAAGUUAGGGGUGUACUAGUAGAUCUGAUAGAUAGAGAAUAGAUAGAGAAUAGGAAAAGAAAUAUUCGAAUAGAAAUGGUGUGGUGAUUUUGUUUGAUGUGUGAUGGAGAGUUCCUGUGUGUUAGCAGGGUUAUUGGUUUCGUAUGAGAAAUAUUACAGACGAAGGUCUAUAUGUAUGGUACAUUCAAAUCUGGCUGGAUGGCGAUGAUGAUCAGUGAAAUGGCCAGGGAAGGAGAUUUAAAAGGGUCGAUGUUAAAAUGUAUAGAGGAAUAUGUAUGUAUAUCUAACAUGUAGC
Messenger RNA from Xylaria bambusicola, 3641 nucleotides. Its product is annotated as GPI ethanolamine phosphate transferase 1. NCBI's taxonomy places the organism in Eukaryota, Fungi, Ascomycota, Sordariomycetes, Xylariales, Xylariaceae. The record is from RefSeq and is a predicted model, not a curated record. Gene Ontology annotation, cellular component: endoplasmic reticulum membrane. Bases 286 to 3354 code for a protein of 1022 amino acids. Gene Ontology annotation, molecular function: mannose-ethanolamine phosphotransferase activity. The transcript is spliced from 5 exons. Gene Ontology annotation, biological process: GPI anchor biosynthetic process.